CAUCCCAUUAUUGUGAUAGGGAUUGGAGGACUAUAAAAAUGCAAUUGUGAUCCCUAAAUUGAUGAGUUACUAAGUGGAACUGCCACAAGUUGUUGAUGAGACAAUAUGUUGGCCAUUUUGAAGAGAAUUCCAGGACAGAUAGCUCCUGCUUAUGGUGCUUUCAAUAAGCAGUGUUAUAAUAUUGCACAAUUCCAUGUAGAUGCUCCUUGUUCAAGGUAUUAUGCAGAAAAAAUUGCACGUGGACCUCUGAAGAGGCAUUAUGGCCGCAACCAGAUUGAAAAACUGCAUAACAGAGGUCCUUUACCACAUGACCCUGAGGCUAAGUCCCCUCUGCCCAUGCCUGAAUACCGACCAAAAAAUGCUUGGUGUCAGAAGCGAGCUCUCUUUGGUCAAAAUGACUACAUUGAUAUUCUCGGUGAUGGAUCCCUUCAUCCCACGGACACUUUGUAUGACGUUCCUCUUUGGCUGCGAGGCUUCAAAGGCAAUGAAUUCCAAGUCUUGCUCCGACAGAAAAGACUGUUUGGGCAUAGUAUGCAGGAAUGGAAUCCAACUCGAUUUGACCAGAUCGACAAGAGGAUCAAGUUAUUGUACAGGCGGCUUAACUUCCACAGGUCACAAGACUUCUUCAAGAAGUAGAUUAUUUACCGAUUUUGAACUAGAAUUGGCUAUGUUGUACGUUUUGUAGAUUAUGAAUGAAGUUAAUUCUUAUGC
Molecule: messenger RNA, 711 nt
Organism: Hyalella azteca
Lineage: Eukaryota; Metazoa; Arthropoda; Malacostraca; Amphipoda; Hyalellidae
Gene: mRpL51
Product: 39S ribosomal protein L51, mitochondrial-like
Exons: 6
Coding region: 106-636 (176 amino acids)
Biological process (GO): translation
Cellular component (GO): mitochondrial large ribosomal subunit
Molecular function (GO): structural constituent of ribosome
Source: RefSeq, a predicted model, not a curated record